UGCUUAUAAAUCUUGUAGUUAUUGCCUUAUUCCAUUUGCCAUGAUUGGCCAAAUGGAUAUGAUUGGGUUUUAGUGAAAGUUUGAAAUUUUGUUUUGUUUGUAUGUAUGUCUGUAUGCAUGUAUGUAGGUAUGUAUGUAUGCGUGUGUGUAUGUCGUAGCUGUUUUUUAUGUAAAUUCCAUCCCAUUCAUUUUAACGUAUCAGACUAAUCUCAUGAAUGACCUGGUCAAGAUCUGUUGAGGCAGGAUCAGGUCUGUAAGGGCAUGAAAACAUGCAGCCACUGAGGCUGCUGACAGAAUAGUGCCACGGGGCAUUCGUCACUGUCCAAGGUACUAGUUCUGGGCGUAACAUUUUUGUUACUAUUCUUUACUCUCUUAUAGAUUUUUUAAAAAUAAUUUAUCUGUUUGCUUGGAGUUAGGUCAUUUAUUUAGGUGGUAAGUAAUUUAGUUUGGUAUUUUGUUGUGGAUUCUACCAAGUCUUGUCCGAUUCAAAUAAAAAACGGCUAAACGGCUGAAAAACUUAAUUGCUAUGCCUACAUUGUCUUGCAUGUAAACACUGUAAUUGCAAUAAACAUUUAAUUCGCGAGGUGUCAGUAUAGAACUGGAAGACGGUUCAUGACGUAAAAAUAAAAUGCUUGUUGUGCCCGCCCUUUCAGUGACCACGGAUAUUUGCUAAAUAUCACGUAGAAUGAAGUGAGAACAUGCGUUAGUUUUAGGGCACUUUGUAGCCUAGUAUAGAGGAUAUUGUGGUCGUAUGCAGGAUCAAUUAGCAUUCGUUUGUCGUGAUUUUUAUGUGGACGUGUUGUAACCGCUCGAAAUGGAACAAAGGAGAGGCGCUUCAUGGCGAAAGAUACAUGUAAGACUUGCCUUCAUGGUUGUAUCGUUGCUGUUUGGAAGAGCGGUAUGGGCACAGAUACGGUAUUCUGUCUCUGAAGAGCAGAAGGAUGGUACCGUGAUUGGAAAUAUUGCAAAGGAUCUAGGAAUUGAUGCAAGAAGCUUAAGAGAGAGAGGAUUCCGCAUCGUGUCAUCCUCAGGGGAAUCACUGUUUAAGGUAAAUCAGAAUGACGGAGCGUUGUAUGUUAGUGGAAACUUAGACAGAGAGACGGUGUGUGAGAAAAGCACAUCGUGCACGAUCGUUCUCAAAAUCGCCAUGGAAAAUCCACUGGAGAUUCAUUAUGUGACUGUAGAGAUUAUAGACAUGAAUGAUCAUGCUCCUGUUUUUACUGAAAAAGAAACGCUCUUAGAGAUAUGGGAGUCGGCGUUACCCGGAACGCGUUUUCAGCUUCAGGAAGCCCACGACCCUGACAGCGGAUCAAAUUCUAUUCAAACGUAUAAACUUAUCCAGAACGUCCAUUUCCGACUCGAAGUCAAAGAUCGUGAUGAAGACGGCAAAAUUCCUAUUCUGAUAUUACAAAAGCAGUUAGACAGAGAAGCCGCAAAGAAUAUAAAAUUGUUAUUAACCGCUGUAGAUGGCGGAAAACCACCAAGAUCUGGAACAACGGAAGUAAUCAUAAAUGUGCUGGAUAUAAAUGAUAACGCACCUGUUUUCACUGAAGAUUCCUAUACUGUAAUGCUGCACGAAAACGUGCCUAUAGGUACAACAGUAAUACAGCUGAACGCCACAGAUUUGGAUGACGGCUCAAACGGCGAGAUUGUUUAUUCCAUAGGUAGUAAUGUGAAAAAUAAAUUACGCGAACUUUUUGAAAUAUCGCCGAUCACUGGUGAAAUCAUUGUGAAGGGAGUUUUAGAUUUUGAAGUUAAAGACAAAUAUGAGAUUGAUAUUCAAGCAUCCGACAAAGGGCUUGCACCAAUGAUAUCAGACAAGACAGUAACUAUAAAGAUUGUAGAUGUAAAUGACAAUGCGCCAGAGAUAGAGGUGACAUCAUUUUCAAGUGCCAUUCCAGAAGAUUCCAGAUCAGGGACUACAGUUGCUUUAAUAAGUGUAUCUGAUUUAGACUCUGGAGUAAAUGGAAAAGUUUCUUGUUCAGUACCUGAGGACAUGCCUUUCAGGCUUUUUUCUUCCUCACAUGAUAAUGUUUACUCGUUAGUUACAUCGUCAGCACUGGAUAGGGAAAUGGCAUCUCAAUAUGAUAUUACAUUAUCUGCAACAGACACAGGGAACCCGCCAUUGUCAUCUAUGAAGACUAUAACUGUACAAGUAUCAGAUGUAAAUGAUAAUAAUCCAUUGUUUAUUAGUUCCCCAUACACGUUUUAUGUAAUGGAAAACAAUACUCCAGGAACAUCUUUAUUUUCUGUAUUUGCUUUUGAUCAAGACUCAGACGAAAACGCAGUAAUCAACUAUCAGAUAUGGAGAGAUGAUCUCAAAGAGAACAAGUACACAUCUUUUAUCAAUGUAAAUUCUGAAAAUGGUGCCAUUUAUGGAUUAAAAAGUUUUGACUUUGAGACAGUAAAGAUGAUCCAGUUCCACGUGCUUGCUACAGAUUCUGGAUCUCCGCCACUAAGCAGCAACGUCACAGUGAAUGUGUUCAUUCUGGAUCAGAACGACAACGUUCCAGUGAUCUUAUAUCCAGUCAGUGCUAACGGUUCUGCUGAAGGUGUGGAGGAGAUUCCCCGCAAUGCCAACGCAGGACAUUUAGUGACUAAAGUGAGAGCCUAUGACGCGGAUAUAGGAUACAACGGCUGGUUAUUAUUUUCACUGCAGGAAGUGAGUGACCACAGUCUCUUUGCUUUGGACCGUUAUACAGGACAGAUAAGGACCCUUCGCUCAUUCACAGAAACAGAUGAGGCUGAACAUAAACUAGUCAUACUGGUCAAAGACAAUGGAAACGUUUCCCUUUCAGCAACAGCGACACUGAUUAUAAAAGUUGUGGAGCCCAAAGAGGCUUUUGCAACUUCUGACGUUAAAAACUCAGUAAAAGAAGAGGAAGAAACUAACAUUACAUUUUAUUUGAUCAUUACAUUGGGAUCGAUUUCAUUUCUUUUUAUCAUCAGUAUCACCGUGUUGAUUAUAAUGCAGUGCUCCAAAUCUACAGACUAUUCCUCCAAGUAUUUGCAAGAUACACAUUAUGAUGGGACACUGUGUCACAGCAUCCAGUACAGAUCCGGAGAUAAACGCUACAUGUUAGUAGGACCCAGAUCAAGUAUCGGUUCUACUCUAGUUCCAGGCAGUAAUAGAAAUACCCUUGUGAUACCAGAUCGCAGGAGGAGAACUUCUGGUGAGGUAAGAAGGACUUAUUUAAAAUGGCAAUUCCAGAGUUUACCCAUUACAUUAAGUUAAAUCCAAACGAUGUGCAA
Molecule: messenger RNA, 3252 nt
Organism: Ictalurus furcatus (blue catfish)
Lineage: Eukaryota; Metazoa; Chordata; Actinopteri; Siluriformes; Ictaluridae
Product: protocadherin gamma-A11-like
Exons: 1
Coding region: 815-3235 (806 amino acids)
Biological process (GO): homophilic cell-cell adhesion
Cellular component (GO): plasma membrane
Molecular function (GO): calcium ion binding
Source: RefSeq, a predicted model, not a curated record